Chondrus crispus (carragheen) is the source of this 393-nucleotide messenger RNA. RefSeq lists its product as hypothetical. The coding region runs from base 1 to 393 and encodes 130 amino acids. The transcript has a single exon. The record is from RefSeq and is a predicted model, not a curated record. Lineage: Eukaryota; Rhodophyta; Florideophyceae; Gigartinales; Gigartinaceae.
AUGCGCGUCGCGUCUAUCUUAUACUCCCGAUACCCGCCGCCCUUGGUGGCCGUUCCGUCCCCCAAGUCCCGUGCCGGCACCAGCUGCCACCCCCCGAGACUCGGGCCGUUGCCUCAGCCCUUCCGUCGCGAUCUCCUGGUCUUCUUAAGUCUCCUGUCCUCUCCGAUCUCACCGUUCUCCUUGGCACACCGCCGAGCCCAACGUUAUGCCCACGUCCAACGUCUUGUCCGCGCUUCCGCCCGACACCUCCCUUGGUUCGGGCGGCUCCUCUCAGCGCCUUGUGUCAGCCUCCAGCCCAACGACACCACAGGGUCCAAACGUUCUCGUCCUCCGGCAACGUCCUCGCUUCCCCGCAACUUCCUCGCUUCCCCGCAACGUCCUCGCCUCCCCUAG